Messenger RNA from Epinephelus lanceolatus (giant grouper), 4143 nucleotides. RefSeq names its product adenosylmethionine decarboxylase 1 (gene amd1). Gene Ontology annotation, biological process: spermine biosynthetic process; spermidine biosynthetic process. Gene Ontology annotation, cellular component: cytosol. Gene Ontology annotation, molecular function: adenosylmethionine decarboxylase activity. Lineage: Eukaryota; Metazoa; Chordata; Actinopteri; Perciformes; Serranidae. The record is from RefSeq and is a predicted model, not a curated record.
GCCGGCGAUAUUAGCUAGCACUCGCUAAUGGUAUUCUCUGCUAAAGGGAAGACGGUAACUCAAGAAAAUCAACACCAGGAUUGCUUAAAGGACUGUACCUCAAUAAAUUAUAACUGCUCGAAGAAGGAUUAAUUAAGUUGUAAACGUUACAACCGAAAUUUAAUAUUUUUUUUGUUGGGAGUCUGUUGUCUCAUGAUGGAAGAUAACGGUGCACAUUUCUUCGAGGGGACCGAGAAGCUGUUGGAGGUGUGGUUCUCUCGACAGGAUGAGACCAAAGGAACCGGGGACCUCCGUACCAUCCCAAGGUUUGAGUGGGACAAACUUUUGGAGAAUGUGCAUUGUUUGAUCGUGAGUGUGACAAAGUCUGACAAGCAGGAAGCUUAUAUACUCAGUGAGAGUAGCAUGUUUGUCUCCAAGAGACGUUUCAUUUUGAAGACAUGCGGAACCACCCUCUUACUGCAAGCACUGGUGCCUCUGCUGGAACUCGCCAGGGAGUACUGUGGUUUUGAUGCCAUCGAGAAUUUCUUUUACUCCCGCAAGAACUUUAUGAAGCCAACCCAUCAAGAGUUCCCUCAUCGAAACUUCCAGGAGGAAGUAGACUUUCUCAGCCAGAUUUUCCCAAAUGGUGCAGCCUACUGUAUGGGACGUUUGAACUCCGACUGCUGGUACCUGUUUACCCUGGACUUACCAGAGUACUGGGAGAACAAGCAUGCGGAUCAGACGCUGGAAGUUUUGAUGAGCGACCUCGAUCCAGCCAUUAUGGACCAGUUCUACAUGAAAGAUGGUGUUUCUGCAAGUGAAGUCACUCGUAUGAGUGGAAUUAGUGACCUGAUACCAGGUUCUGUGAUCGAUGCCACAAUGUUCAACCCUUGUGGAUACUCAAUGAAUGGAAUGAAGACUGAUGGAACUUACUGGACCAUCCACAUCACCCCGGAGCCAGAGUUCUCCUACGUCAGCUUCGAAACCAACCUCUCCCAGACAUCGUACGAUGAUCUGGUCAGUAAGGUGGUGGAGGUGUUCAAGCCAGGAAAAUUUGUGACUACGCUUUUCGUCAAUCAGAGCUCCAAAUGUCGCAGUGUCUUUUCUCCUCCCCAGAAACUGGAGGGCUACAAGCGUCUUGACCGCCAGUUGGCUCAAUUCAACGAUUACAAUUUUGUCUUCACAAGCUACGCCAAGAACCGCCAGCAGAACCAGCAGAGUUGAGGGUUGAGGAUGAAGAAGAGGCGUAAAAAAGGCAGCCACUCGGGGCUCCCUCCCUGCAGCUGGCUUCAACCCGCAGUAGAAAGCUCAUCCUCCACCUCCUCCGUCUUCCCUCCCCUCAUCCUCCCCUUUCACUGCUGUCGUUGUCCAGAAUCCCCCGGUGCUGGCGCGGUUGCGAACCCUUCCUUAACCUCCAGUUUGAGUUGUUUGCAUUGUUGUACCUGUGACUUAGAUCUCUUGCAUGAAAGCUCUUUUCUCUGUUUCGAUAUCCUAGCUCACUCUUGCUGUGAUCUUGAAGUGCAUGUAGAGGAAUUAAACAAGCUCUGUUUGAGGCUGUCCACCUGUGCCCAGUACAACGGUCCCUUCCUGCAGGUCUCGCCCCUCAUCCCUCACAGACAAGGCUUCCGCCCGCACUAGGCCAGGGCCCUGACAUGCUCAGAUCAGUCCGCCUCUUAAUGAUCAUCCUUCAGCUCGUCCGUUUUUAAUUUAAACUUCAACCAAACCAGUCCAUACUGAAUUUGCUCUCUAUUUUGAUGAUUGGUAUUUAUGAAUCGCUACCAAUUUUUGAGUGCACUUUAAAAACCUGUGAAGUCAUGGUACGAAAAGGCCAACCUUUUGUCUAAAGUCAAAUUGAAUGUAGAAGUCGUUUUGGCCAUUCUAAUUGUUGUCGCGAUGUCAUGACGUGUUGCCUUUGAAAACAAACGCCAUACUUGCUGUUUAAUGUCGUGCUAUCGGACAAAAGGUUUGCAGCUCAUUGGUCAAGGUUAAUGCACUUGAGCAAAAGGCGUCUGCUUUGCUGGGCUUCCGACUCCCACCAGCAUUCAUUCAUCGGUCCUCCUCCACCUCGACAAUCAUACAGUCCCCAAAUAGACAGGCUUUUAAAGUUGUAUGCCUGGAAAAUAUAUGUGUAUGAAUCAUUGAAGACAUUGAACAUGCGCACUUUGUUUCCCCCAAGCUUCUAUUUUUUUUUUUUUUUUUUUUUUACAGCAUGCUGUAUCUAUAGGAAGCCUCUGGGUAUUAAAAUCCCCCCAGUUAUACUGAGCACUGCAGUUUCCACGUUCACCCAAAGUGGUUCAAACUGAAUGUAGCACAGGCCGCGUAAAGCAGCCUCCCGUCUUUCGAAUGUAUGCAUCUCUAGAGAAAAGCCUGGACCGGGUUUGAGCUGAAUGUACGACUCCAGCGGAGCACACAACGCCCCCACCCUCCUCUUCCCUCACACACACACACACACACACACACGCAGAGAGCUCACAAUGCCCUCUGCCGACCAGCCAUUGUCCGGCUCGCAGCGGGUCUCCCCCUGCCAGAGUCAGACUGUCAGCUGGCCCCAGAACCGUGACAUGACGAGAGGCGGCCCUCCUGGCUGCCGCGCGCUCUGAAUGGGAAAUAAUGAAUCAGACACUUUUGCUUAGUUGCCCAGCAAAGCAUUUUUCUUUUUCCCGCAUAAUAUCCAUCCUCUCUCUGUCUCUUUCCGCCCCCAUACAGAAAUCUGUAAGCGCACAAUAGAGGCCCACCAGUCUGAGCAUGCCAGGGUGAUCCCGGAUCAUUCCACAUGUAACCGCUGCAUAAAACUGCCAUUUUAUUAAAUUUAUUGUGCCCAGACAUUUUUUGCAGUGAAUUGGUCGAAAAUGUGACUCCCCUAGCAGUUUUUCCCCCUCCCUUUUUUUUUUUUUUUUGUUUGGAUCAAUGCCCUUUGUUCAUCGAGGGCAAAAUCCUGUGACACUAUGGUGCAUGUGACUACUAGUGCCGUGUUGCUUGACAGUGUAGUGUAGCGCCGUCUCUUCCUCCUUUUUCGUUAGCGAGUCUGUGUGCUUCACUUUCCUCUUGUUUAACCAGCUGAAAUUGUUUCCUGGUGUGUUUUGGAUAGGUGGGGACUUUUUUUUUCUUUUUUAGGGGUCAGGUUAAUUUGUAUUAAUCUCAUUUCGAGUUGUGGGAAAGUGCUGAAAGCAGGUUGGGUUUCUUUAUUUAUUGCUUUGAGACUAAUGUGGGUCUUCUCCGCCUGCCGUUCAGUUCAGUGGCGUUCACAAGCUUCUCCUGCCAGAGAAUGCAGUUUCAGUUUUGAACUGGAGAAGACACAGCGGGAGUCCAACCUGCUUUCAGCCCUUUUGUGUAAUUCAAUUUGUUCUUUUGAAAUAUGUGCGGUGAUUGCAUUGACACCUCUAACGGCGCACUCAUCACCUGAGGCUCUCUGUGAGCCAUUUAGACCAGUAAAUAAAGUUGGAAGAGUUAAUAUAGGAACUAGCAAUGAAGUUGACACUUGGAAUAGUUUCCCUCUAGUUUGUCCAUCGUGGCUUUUGGAGUGGUUUCAUUUUCUUUCCUGAGGACCAAACUCUGCUCUUACAUAAACUGCUCCAACUCGCUGUCAAAUGUCCGAGGUGAUCUGCCAUGACUGUUACAGGUCCUUAAUGCAUUCACACAAUUUAGGGAUUUAAGCUGCUCAAAAAAUACUGUCGCAGUUUAACACUAACUGUUCUUGGAUUAAGUACAUUUUAGCCUUAUUGGUGUGGAUCAUUAUGCUAUUUUAUUUUUUUAUACAGUGAACUCAUAAUGCAUUUUUGCAGUUGAAUGGUGAUAGGAUUUUAUACAAAAUAACAUUUUGUAUUUUUGCUGCGGACCAAUCUUCCUUUUUUUUUCUCUUCCCCUUUUGUCCAAAUGUUUAUUUUGUUGUGAAACCAGUUUGUUCUGAAGUUUAUGGGAUUACCUUUUCAAAGAUGGUUUAAAUUAUGUUUUUGUUUUAUUUUUCACUUUCCCUUCCUCUGUGAGUCUUUUCUCCAGAGGAAAGGAAAGUCUCCCCUGGGUCAGAGGGUGUGUUUGCAGGGUGUACUGAAGGAGAAACUUUGCUGUUCUAAUUCUUUCUUUUGCUGUUCUUUGGAUGGUCAAGAUGUGCUAAAUAUAUCUGUGCUACGAGCUUGAUGCCUCAAUAAAAAGAUACUUAUCUGUGCA